Molecule: messenger RNA, 1340 nt
Organism: Dromaius novaehollandiae (emu)
Lineage: Eukaryota; Metazoa; Chordata; Aves; Casuariiformes; Dromaiidae
Gene: PIGC
Product: phosphatidylinositol glycan anchor biosynthesis class C
Exons: 2
Coding region: 33-1205 (390 amino acids)
Biological process (GO): GPI anchor biosynthetic process
Cellular component (GO): membrane; glycosylphosphatidylinositol-N-acetylglucosaminyltransferase (GPI-GnT) complex
Source: RefSeq, a predicted model, not a curated record
GCCGUGCCGGGCCCGGCGCGCCGAGCCAGCAGAUGGCAGCUCCGAGAGGCCCCGGCAUCCCUUGCGCCAUGCCGGCGGGGCCCAGCGCUGGCGGUGGCGGUGGAGGCCGCGGGGACGGCCGGCGAGCGGCCCGGCCGGGCGCGAGGCCCUCGGAGUCCAGCGCUGCAGGUUACUUGCUGGAGGAGGCCCCAGCCGGAGGAGGAGCAGGACCUCACGAAGCUGCUGCCCCAGGUGUUCCCAGGAGCCCUGUCUUAUGCCUGCAGCACUCCCAGGCUCACGCGCAGGCAGUCGGAUCAAGCGCUGACGGAAGAAUGGUCUGUGCCCAGGUGGAGACGAGCCCCAGGAGGCACUGGCAGAAGGUGCUGUACGAGCGCCAGCCUUUCCCGGAUAACUAUGUGGACCAGCGUUUCCUGGAGGAGCUACGGAAGAACAUCCAUGCCCGCCAAUACCAGUACUGGGCUGUGGUCUUCGAGUCGGGGGCAGUGGCACAGCAGCUAUGCAGCGUCUGUGUCUUCGUCAUUACCUGGUGGUACAUGGACGCUGGGAUGCUGAGCCCACAGGGGCUUUUUGGGGCAGGCCUGGUCUCUUCCCUACUUGGCUACAUCCUGUUCAACGUCAUUGACGCUGGGGUCGGGCGGCAGGAGAGUGGGCGGACAUGGUGGGCAGACCUGAAGAGCACACUAGUGUUCAUUGCCUUCACCUAUGGCUUUUCACCAGUGCUUAAGACACUGACAGAGUCGAUCAGCACAGACACCAUCUACGCCAUGUCGGCUUUCAUGCUUCUCGGCCACCUCAUCUUCUUUGACUACGGCGCUAACGCUGCCAUUGUAUCCAGCACACUGUCACUCAACAUGGCCAUCUUUGCCUCUGUGUGCCUAGCAUCCCGCCUGCCUCGCUCCCUCCACGCCUUCGUUAUGGUCACCUUCGCCAUGCAGAUCUUUGCUCUCUGGCCCAUGCUGCAGAAGAAGCUGAAAGCCCAGACACCCCGAUGCUAUGUGGCGGUCACCACACUCUUUGCACUGGCAGCACUGGCGGGGCUGAUGACCAUUUCCAGCGUGGGCGCCGUUCUCUUUGCCUUGCUGCUGCUCUGUAUCUCCUGCCUCUGCCCCUACUGUCUCAUUCGGCUUCAGCUGCUCAAGGACAAUAUUCACGGGCCAUGGGAUGAGGCUGAGAUCAAGGAAGAUCUCUCCAGGUUCCUCAUGUAGGCCUAGCUCAGAGGAAAAGAGGGAGGGAGGGAGGAAGGGACCACCCUCUGCUGUAAGCAAUAUGAAGGAUGCUUUCUGAGAGACAGUUCCUGAAGAGCUGGACGCUUUACCUAAUAAAAACCUCUUGCACAGAAA